AUGGCAUUCUCUGAACAGCUGAGGCACCGGUCCGAGGUUAUUCAGCCGGUUGGAAAGAAAAGACUGGUUUUGGGGUUGAGUCCAGUCGCCGACGCGUCUGCGUGCCGCGCACGUCCAUCGGUCGAUGCUGAAACUUUGCGCGCGCAAGUGUCUACCACACCGUCCGUUCCAAUCCAUUCCGAUCGGAGUUCUCGUGCCGAGCGGUCGACUCAUACGCUAGCCCUGGGCGAACCGUCGGCAGUCGCGCCGGCGCCGCCGUCGGCGAUGGACCACGACGAGGAUAGGUCCUUAUCUUUGGGGACGGAGGUAUCGGCCUCCGUGCCCCCACCGAGCCCUUUAACGGGAUGUUAUUUACUCGCGGUGAUCGGGGAACCCCACACUCAUGAGCACAAGGAGAUUAUACUGCAGCGGCUUGUUAAAGCUAGGGAAGAAGAAGAGGAAACUAGAAGAAAGUCAGAGGCAGAAAAACCUAGAACUAUUAUGUCAUAG
This is a messenger RNA of Arctia plantaginis, 489 nucleotides long. The record is from the annotation of a GenBank genome assembly. NCBI's taxonomy places the organism in Eukaryota, Metazoa, Arthropoda, Insecta, Lepidoptera, Erebidae.